Messenger RNA from Asterias rubens (European starfish), 1149 nucleotides. Its product is annotated as melatonin receptor type 1A-like. The record is from RefSeq and is a predicted model, not a curated record. Gene Ontology annotation, biological process: G protein-coupled receptor signaling pathway. Bases 1 to 1089 code for a protein of 362 amino acids. The transcript is spliced from 5 exons. Gene Ontology annotation, molecular function: G protein-coupled receptor activity. Gene Ontology annotation, cellular component: membrane. Lineage: Eukaryota; Metazoa; Echinodermata; Asteroidea; Forcipulatida; Asteriidae.
AUGGAUGAGUUUAUCACCGAGAGAGUCUUGACCACUCCGCCGGGUAACGGCACGGUAGACCCGGGUGUCUCCACUGAGACAAGCGCGCUAGACACCCCCGGCCAUCACACUGUUCGGGCGGUACUAAUCUCCUUCUUCGUUCUGUCCAUGGCGUGGGGCAACGUUGGUAACCCAUUCGUCAUGGCGACCAUUCUAACACAACGAAAGAUCAGACAGAAUGUGGCGAAUGUCUUCAUCUUCAAUUUAGCGAUUGCCGAUUUUUGUGUGACGUCGUUUGUGGAUUUGUCUUAUGUACUCGGAAAUAUUCAGCCCAGGUGGUUGAAGGAAAGCGAUUUAUUUUGUGGGUUCUCUGCGUCGAUCUGUAUAAUCAGUUGCACAUGUUCACUAUGGAGCAUUACUGCUAUUAGCGUUAACCGUUAUGUGUGCGUCACAAAGGGAGUCAUUUAUCACAAGAUCUACACCCGUCGAAACACGCUCCUAAUGGCAGCUUUUCUCUGGAUCCUUUGUUUCUUGAUCGACUUUCCCAACCUCGUUGGUCUAGGCAAACACAUCUUCGACGUUAAGAAACGAGGCUGCUCAUUCGACAGACUGGGAUAUUACGGCUACACCCUCUAUUUCAUCGGGAUGGGCGUGGCUACCCCCAUGAGCAUCGUGGUCUUCUGUUACCUUAAAAUAUUCCUCUUUGUUCGAGCACAUCAUAUCAAGAUUCAAGCCUGGAAAUCUGGGGCGCCCUCUGACGGCCAUUCUCCCAUAGAUGGAGGCAAGAAGAUUGACACUCGACUCUUACGGACCGUCGCCAUUAUCUUCAUUGUCUUCUUACUGUGCUGGACGCCAUACACCAUUAUCGUCUUGUCCGAUUUGCAUAAUACGUACCCGGAUGAGCUAUACGUAGCUGCGAUUAUAAUGGCACAUGCAAACUCGAGUAUGAACAGUAUUCUUUACGGUGUCACGAACAAAAACUUCAGAGACGGCUACAGGAAAUUAAUUCAAACGAUGACGUGUGGACGAGCAUGCGCAUCUCGAGCCGACCGACAAGUGACGAACCCCAGCUCCACUGUGCAGAGAACAACGCGAGUCGAACGGAGGUAAUAAUUGUAGCCCGACUAUUAGACUUGAGUCAGUCGACGUUAUCAAUCGUUGUACCGCGUA